Molecule: messenger RNA, 6025 nt
Organism: Oncorhynchus gorbuscha (pink salmon)
Lineage: Eukaryota; Metazoa; Chordata; Actinopteri; Salmoniformes; Salmonidae
Product: trichohyalin-like
Exons: 31
Coding region: 328-5457 (1709 amino acids)
Biological process (GO): spermatogenesis
Source: RefSeq, a predicted model, not a curated record
GAAACUGAUGGUUGUAGUUACCGACCUAACAACCAACUUUUCUCCAAUCACUUUUACUUUGUAAUGAUACACAUGGAAAGUAUACUAUUUUUUGAAAAAUCAUGUCUAUAAGCCAAGGUUGACAGUAGAGUUUUGUUUGUCAUUAUACAGCAUAGUUAUCGAGACAACAAACCGAAACAAGAAGAGAGCAACUCUGAGUGAUGAUAAACAAAGCAUGAUAGCUAGCAAGCUAACGUUAGAUAAUGAAUACGUGUGAGGUCAUUUGAGUAAUGUUUUAGCAAGUUAACCGAAAAGAUAGUUCAGUUUUCAGUGGGACGAACUAGUAAAAUGGAUUAUAAGAGCAAAAAGUCCACUCUAUCCAGGGAAAAACCACAGGGGUCUGGUCACAAAAGUGACAAGCCACAGCAGAGCAACUCGACGUCAAGAGUUGAUGCUGAUCAUGGUGGUGGGAUCAUUCACUGUCCUGUUACCAAGAACAUGAAACACCUCCUGGAUGAGUUCAAGGGGCUGUAUGAGGAGAGGUUAAGACGCCUAGAGUUUGACACAAGAGGGGGCACAAAUGUGGACAUUUUACAGAUGAAGGUCCGUAUCCUCCAGUCCUAUGUGAACGACUUGGGUGACCAGAACCAAGUGCUGGUCCAGACAGUGGAGGACCUGGAAACAGAGGCCAACAACAGAGUCUGCACCAUAGAGGCCAAGCUACGCACCUCUGAUCAAAUCAUUAAUGCUCUGGAGCAGCAGAGGAGGUUUCUGGAGGAGAGUGUGUGUAGUCUGCGCUCUGAGAACCGGGACCUGAAGACUGACAUGGAUUCCCUCACAAACUUCAUCCAACAAGCCAGACACCAACACACCUUGGUUUCUGGGGUCACUCUAAGGACAGGCUCGUUGGAGAAGAUGAUUGAAACCUCGACUCAUACCCCUAUGAGUCCUAACCUUGAGGUAGAGGAUCUGAGGAGCCAGCUGAGGACUAGAGACAGAACCAUCCUUUGUCUGGAGAGAGACAUCAAGACCUUCCAACUGGAGAAUAACACACUCAACAAAACUGAGGUGGAGAGUGUCAGGGAGGAGGAAGAGAGACAGAGGAGGGAUAUUCUGACUCUCAGACAGAGAGAGACUCUUCUAUCAGAGUUGCAGACCCAGGAGAGGAGGCUGUGUGAGACCCAGAGAGAGAGCAGAAUGAGGGUAGAGGACACGGCUCGCCUACAGUCUCAGCUGGAUCAAGUCCAGAGCUCACACACGCAAACUAUGCGCCAGGCAGAGGCCAAAAUGGUGGAGGUGAGGACCGAACUGAGUGAUGAGUAUGGGAGGAGACUGGAGGAGAAGGAAGAAGGAAUGAAACGGAUAACCGAAGACCUGAAUAAUGUGAGGGAGAAACACACAUCUGCCAGGGAUCAGUUGAGGAGUACAGAGGGUAUUCUCCAGUCUCUGAGGAUGCAGCUACAGGACAGAGACAGUCAGCUGGAGAAUGCCACUAACAAGAUCUUUACACUAAAGACUUCUCUGAAGGAGGCUGAGGAGAGUUGUGUGGCUGCUAAGACAGAGGUGCAGACUCAGACGACACUACUGGAGGAGAUGAGCAGAGAACUGGGGAGACUCACACUGGCUCAGAAUAAAUCUGUGGAAGAGGUGAAUGAGCGUGGGGAGAUGCUGAGACACAUGAAGCAGGACCUGUCUGCUCUGAAGGCCACUCAGGACUCACUAAAGAGAACCCUCAGUAUGAAGGAACAACACACACACCAGCUAACACACGACAACACACACCUCCGACAAAACCUGGACACGCUAAAGAACAAGCUCCUGGUUAGUGAGGACAGGGUGUGUACUCUGUCAGUAGAGCUGGAUAAGUUGAAGAUCGGUCUGGGUAAGGAGAGAGAUCAGUGUCAGCAUCUCCAGGACCAGGUUUUACAGCAGAGUCAGGAUCUGGUGCGGGCCAACAACACACUCACUGACACACGCAGGGCUGCUGGCAGGAAGAUCCACAAGAAGGACAGCAAGCUGUCUGUGUUAUUGAAGGAGCUAGCAGAGGUUAGAAAUAACUUCUCUGACUGUAAAAAAGAGUUGCUCAGUAGAGAGUCUGCAUUGGCAAAACAGCAGGAGGAGACGGCUCAGCUGAGUUCCAAGAUGGAGGACUGUUCCCAUCAAUGUUCAGCUCUGAACAGGGAGAAAGAGAGACUGGAGACAAACCUCACACUUACUAACCAGAAACACUGCACAGCACAAGGAGAGGUGAUUCUACAGUUGAGGACAGAGCUGAGUAAAGCGGAGCAGAAGUAUCAAGGGACACAGGAGGAGCUGGCCAUGCUGGAGGCUGAGGUCAGCCGUCUGAAUCAGAAGGUCAAGGGUCAACAGGAAGAGGCGUGUCUUCUCAGGCAGAUGGUCAGAGAGGGGGAGGGGCUUAGAGACCAGGAAGUGAUGGAACGACAACAGAUACAGAAUGCACUCUGUAUCGCACAGCAACAGGUGAAGUCCCAGGACAUGUCUAUAGAGCAGCUAACAUCUGAUCUAGACUCAAUGAAACAGAACCACAGAGUCGACACAGAGCGCUGGAGCCACAGGCACUUCCUGCUCAGCAGCCAAUUAGAGCAGGCUUCCUCUGAGCUAAGCCGAUCCCAGGUCGAGGUCAGAGAGCGCAGGUCAGAGGUCACAGAGCUGAGGGGAAAGCUCCAGCUGGCAGAGGAGGGAUACCAGGAGGCUCUGGAGAAGGUUGAAGAAGCUAAAGGGUUGGAAAACACACAAGACACUGAGAUAGAGCUUUUGAGACAACAACUGACGGACCUCCAGGAGGACCUGAGUGAAACCAUGUCCAGGACUCAGGGCCAGGAGGAGAAGGCGGCCAUCUUUAAACAGAAGUACUGCGUUGCCAUGGAGAAGGUGCAGCAGCUCCAGGGACACAUCGAGUGUGUGGAGGAGGAGCUCAGAUACACACAACAACAGCUGACUGAAUCCAAGGCAGUGGUAGACAGGGUUAAGGCGGAGCUUACAGAGCUGGAAGGGCGCUACGAAGAAAAACUUGGCCAAUGGGAGCGCUCGGAGGAGGCCCUGGACCAACUGACUGACGAGCUGCAGGCCAAUCAGAUGGCUCUGAGGGAGGGGCGUGAGAGAGUGGAACAGUGUGAAGGAACCAUACAACAUCUACGGCAAGAGGUGGACACACAGAAAACUCAGCAAUCCACAGAGCAGGUAGAGCGCUUGGCCAAUUGCGAACAGGCCCUGCUACAGAUGAGGGCAGAGUAUGUUCGCAGGGAGGAGGAACUAGAGAAGCAGAGCCAGGAGAAGGCGGGGCUAGAGAGAACCCUGCAAUUUCUUCACCUGGACCUUGCCGCCUCCCACCGCAAACAUCUGGUCACUCACACACAGCUGGAGCAGGAAGUGACACAGCUACAGGAGGAAGUGACACGCCUACAGGAGGAGCUGGUCGACACCCACGACACCUGUACACAGAGACAACAGACCAUCCAGGGGCAGGAUGUCUUGCUCCAGCAAGUUGAGGAGGACCUGAAGGAAACCAAGCUGCUCCUUCAGAGGAGAACCAAGGAUCUGAAGGAGGAGAAAGUCUGGGUGCAGAGGCUCAGAAAGGAGGCGCAGGAGCAGAGAGAGGAGGAACACAGAGUUGGUGAGGAGGCCAAGGAGAUGCUAAAGAGGAAAUGCAGGGAGCUGGAGGAAGAGAAAGAGGAGGUGAAGAGGAGAAGCAGGGAGCUGGAGGAAGAGAAAGAGGAGGUGAAGAGGAGAAGCAGGGAGCUGGAGGAAGAGAAAGAGGAGGAAGAGAAAGAGGAGGUGAAGAGGAGAACCAGGGAGCUGGAGGAAGAGAAAGGGGAGGUGAAGAGGAGAACCAGGGAGCUGGAGGAAGAGAAAGGGGAGGUGAAGAGGAGAACCAGGGAGCUGGAGGAAGAGAAAGAGGAGGUGAAGAGGAGAACCAGGGAGCUGGAGGAAGAGAAAGAGGAGGUGAAGAGGAGAACCAGGGAGCUGGAGGAAGAAAAAGAGGAGGUGAAGAGGAGAACCAGGGAGCUGGAGGAAGAAAAAGAGGAGGUGAAGAGGAGAACCAGGGAGCUAGAAGAGGAGAAAGAGGAGGUGAAGAGGAGAACCAGGGAGCUUGAGGAAGAUAAAGAGGAAGCGCAGACACUCAAAGAGGCCCUGUUGGAACUACGCAGGAGUCACAGACAGACAGUGGAGGAGCUGUCAUGUCGUGGAGAGGAGGUUUGGAGGUUGGAGGGGAGUGUGAGAGAAGGAAGACAGGCAGAGGAGAGGAGGAGGCUGACAGUGGAGAGGCUGGAGAGGCAGUCUGCAGAGCUGAGACUAGCCCUACAGCAGGCCAUGGAGAACACACUUAACACACAGAGAGACAACCACACAACACAGGAACAAGUGAAGACAUUGGAGGAGGAGAACAACUCAUUGACCAAUCAGGUGAGGACUUUGGAGGAGAAGUACAGCUCGUUGACCACUCAGCUGCUGAGGUCACAGAGCCGGGGCCAAGACGACGUCCAGCGGCUAGCCAAUCAGGAGGAGCGUCUGGUCGUACUGAGGACAGAGUCAGAGACGCUACAGGAGAAGUACAGCAGCAAGGUGCAGGAGCUGGACACACUGCGGUUGGAGGUGGAGGGGGCGUACUCUGACAACGUGCACCUCCGCCAGGAGAGCCAGGGGGUCAUGGCCAACGUCAACCGCUGGGUCAAAGAGCAAAGGGUUGCCAGUGAGAGUCUAGCUGCUAAGAUCAGAGGUCAGAACAAGGUGCUGCUCAUCAUCAGUGAGGAGAAACAACAUCUUCAGGAGGCUAACAGGGCCCUAGAGGAGGAGCUGAGGAAAUUGGGAGAUGAGGGGGAGGAGAAGGAGAGAGAGAUGGAACGCUUAAAGGCCCAGGUUCAAGACCGGGGUCAACAGCAGGAGGAGGAGAGGGAGAGCUUUGUGACCACCAACCUGAGUCGGAUCCAGUACAUGCAGGUCAGACUGAGAAGCAACCUGGAGGCUAUAGGCUUGCUCAACAAACAGCUGAGUGCUCUGGGAGGAGAGAACGAGAGAUUGCGUCUGCAGCUGGAGGAGGAGAGAGCAGAGCGCAGACGAGUGAUACCGCCAACCAACCACCGGAGGGGUACCUCCCUCCUUCCCCUCUCCCUUACCCACGGGUCUUCCUCCCUUCCCUCCCUCUCCCCCUCUCUGGAUAGAGACACAGGAUACCCUCCCCCUGCCUCCCACCUUUCCCCCUUCCCUUUUCACCACCCCCCCAGCCACAGCCCCAGUCCCAGGCCAGGGGAGAAGGACAGUGCCCUGACCCGAGCAGAGUUGAGCGUGGCUGGGCCAUGGGAGCCAGGCGAGGCCCAGGCUGUUAAUGAGGCCUACUGGGUGAGGAGGGUGGGAGAACUAUCAGUACAGUUGCAGGACAGAGAGCUCUACUGGUCAGGUAGGAUCAACCACCUCGCUACAGAGAUACGACAGACCAAGGAUGCUUCGCCCCUCACCUGACCUCCCGCUGACCUCUAAACCCUGUUCCCUGACCCCUGACCUCUAAUGCCUGACAUCUCUUCCUUGUUUGGCUGUUGUUUUGGAUGGGUUCAGUUAUGAAGCCAUAUCAUUGUCUCUGAUCAAUGUAUGACUGUGUACCAUGUGCUGCAAAUGUUGACAUGUACAUCUAUUUUGAGUUGGUGCGUCAUUUGUGGUUAGUGUGAGUGUGUGUGCAUGUACCUGCACUCGUAUAGUGCCUUGUAACAUGGAGACUAUUGUAGUAAUAUUGAUCGUUAUUGUUGUCUCUCUGAGUUCCAGUUUGAUAAUAAAUCCACAUUUUAAAAAAAAUCCCGUUUUAUGUUUAAAGUUGUCACUGAAAGCCAGAUAGUUGAGACUGUAGGCCAGAUAGUUUUCACUGUAGGCCAGAUAGUUGAGACUGUAGACCAGAUAGUUGUCACUGAAGGCCAGAUAGUUGUCACUGAAGGACAGAUAGUUGUCACUGUAGGCCAGAUAGUUGUCACUGAAGGCCAGAUAGUUGUCGCUGUAGGCCAGAUAGUUUUGACAUGGAAGCCAAUGUUGGCUAAACAAG